Molecule: messenger RNA, 5239 nt
Organism: Haliotis rubra (blacklip abalone)
Lineage: Eukaryota; Metazoa; Mollusca; Gastropoda; Lepetellida; Haliotidae
Product: prickle planar cell polarity protein 3-like
Exons: 6
Coding region: 750-3059 (769 amino acids)
Molecular function (GO): zinc ion binding
Source: RefSeq, a predicted model, not a curated record
UACCGAUGCCGUUAUGGGGUGUUUUGGGACGAGCGAAGACUUGAGUGAUUUGUCAAGCCAGGGCACACUCCGAGUUGAGUGACGCUUACACGUGGGUCGAGGACUGUGUACAAGCGGCAACUGUCCAUCACCCCACGAAAUGAAACUUUCUUCGCUCGUCAACGAGCCCCGCUGCCAGACGAAGCUUGCAGCACAACGCUUGAUCGCUAGUGCAACUGGCCGUGUAUUCAGAGGCGUCAAGGAUCCGCCUAGUUCAGCCUAGACCGCCGUGUCGUCAUGACGUUGCAUAAUACCGUAUAACGGCGGAAUUAAAUUUCUCUCAAUUUCCGCUCACUUGUGGCGUCUCGCGGGCCCUUUCAGCGGUGUACAUUUCAUUCACGCAUCGAUCGCACCUGUCAAUCUCGUGACGUCACAAGCGUCUAGUCUCGGGGGCGGGGCUAAUAGUUUGAUUUCGUACAGCAUAGUACACCAUAUCACCUGGCCUGUACGGGAAGAGGGGAUAAGAACUUCUUGAAGCUUUUUCUUGUUUCUGUGUGGAUUAUAUGCUACGAGUGCGGACCGCAAGUUUGUCGAUUUCUGUGUGUUUUUAGAAUAAGCCAUCUUGGCACGUGGAUACGAAUUCAGGAAAGUUUGUCAAGUUGAACAAGUUUGCUCAUUCAUGGAUAUGCUAGCAGUGUGCUUGUACAACUCGUGAUUUUCACUGUGGAUUAUAACUUAUAUUCUCAAGUUCUGUCAAAAGUUAUUUCAUUAUGGCGACUUGUGGGGCGGACACUCAACCCACUAGCCCCCCGGGACGGUCCGGUCUCCCCCCAAGCCCCGUAGGUGGGGCUGUCGGAGGGGAGGAACCGUCGCCCUCUCUGAGGCCCCGUCUUGGAAUCAGUGGCGUGGAACCUGGUAAACAAUGUUCGAACUGUGCCGAUAAGUGCCCCGGCUUCGCUCUGCAUUAUUGGAGAAAAAUAUGCAGACAUUGCAAAUGUCCUCCCGAAGCACAUGACAUGGCAACCGGUGGCGAGCAGGAACGUACCCUCAACCGACUCAUCCACGACGUCAAGAGGAACUCAACCAGCGAUGAUGACAGCGGCUGUCCUCUUGAAGAGUAUGCCUGGGUACCAACUGGGCUUAAACCCGAACAAAUUCACCAGUACUUCAAUGGGAUCCCGGAUGGGAAGGUGCCGUACCUCAACAGUGCAGGCGAGAAGUACCGUGUGCGGCAACUGCUACAACAGCUGCCUCCUCAUGACAACGAGGUGCGCUACUGCAAUGUGUUGGCAGAGGAAGAAAAGCAUGAGCUGCGGAUGUUCUCUGCACAGCGCAAACGGGAGGCACUUGGGCGGGGCACCGUCAGGCCCCUCCCUCUCACCCUGCAGGGAACUGCAUGUACUCAGUGUGAGUGCACUAUUACCGGUGGGGACAUGGCAGUGUUCGCGACACGUGCCGGUGCCAACAAGUGCUGGCACCCAGGAUGUUUUGUGUGUCACACAUGCAGCGAGCUUCUUGUAGACCUCAUCUACUUCUUCGCUGAAGGAGAACUUUACUGUGGACGUCACCAUGCCGAGAUGCUGAAGCCUCGGUGUGCGGCAUGUGAUGAGAUCAUCUUUGCAGACGAGUGUACGGAGGCUGAAGGAAGAAGCUGGCACAUGAAGCACUUCUGUUGUUUUGAGUGUGAUACCAUGUUGGGUGGUCAACGCUACAUUAUGCGAGAAGGGCGACCAUAUUGUUGUGGAUGCUUUGAGCGGAUGUUUGCGGAAUAUUGUGACACUUGUGGUGAACACAUCGGGGUCGAUCAAGGACAAAUGACCCAUGAAGGUCAACACUGGCAUGCAACAGAUCAAUGCUUCAAAUGCCACACAUGUCAAAAGUCUUUGCUUGGACAACCAUUUUUACCCAAACAUGGUGUUAUAUACUGCUCAGCUGCAUGUAGCCGAGCAGGUUCUAUGCAGACUCAGACUCCCCGACGACCUGAAGAUUACCUUCAAGAGUUGCAGGCAGUGAGAGUAGGCUCCCCUGUUAGCCAUGUGCUUCUAGAAGGAAAUAAGGACAUUCAUGAAGUGCUAAGACAACAAUAUACCAUCAACGACAGCUACCCAUCUUCAGACAGGGAUCAGGGUUAUGCUACAAGCAGCAACAGCGAGGUGUACGCACCAGGUCUGUACCAGGCGCCGCAACAAAAUGCUAACUUCACUGACCCAGAGGCGGUGUAUCAUCUGAACCUUGAUGGCCUCAUCGAUGGUCUUCCUUGCCAGGAGGCCAAGAAACGUAACAGACUCUCACAAUUCUCAAUGCCGGACUUAACAAAAGAACCGGACACCCCUGGAUCGGACAAGAGUAACCUCAGCUCAAGGAGUAGGAGUCGGUCAGGGUCCGAGAAGAAUGUGAGUGUCCACUAUGCUUCUAUCAAUCCUCAGCGAGAGAGGAUACCACCUUGUCCCCCUGAAACCCCACCCACCACUGGUUGUGAGCGUCUAGAGAGUGAUAAUGGUUAUGCCGUGCCCCACGGUCACCAGCAACACCAUCAUCACAACCAUCACCACCACCACCAUCACCAUCAUGGCCAACAACAACCGCUAUCACACCGGUCCUUCCCUGAACUCCCCAACAUCCGACAGACGGGGCGUCGUGGAGCUGCGGCAAUACCUCUCCCGGAUGAGCACAAGAUGAACCCCAUCUCUCGCCCACCCACAGGAGCACGGCCUCACAGCAGGGGCGCAAACAACCCAGGCUAUCCGCGCAGCCGUAGCUUCGAGGGACGACCGGGAAAUUCCUACUACUCUGAACCACGUGGAGCAACAGGGGGAUUCAAUGGCCGCCCUCCUUCAAUGGAAAGUUCAGUAUUGGACCGAUUUGAUCGGUUCCCAUAUGAGGAUGAUCGAUGUAGCACAUGCUCUAGUUCUAGUGACUCAGAUGAUUAUUAUUACUAUUAUGAUUCUCCUCAGAGACAAGGACCAGGACCACGUAUAUCGUAUGUGGAUGACAUGGGUAUUGGACCCCAAGGUCGUGCAAGGACUAUGAACACUAGGGGCCGCCACAAGAACAAGAAUAAGCAGUGUGUUAUAAGCUAGGCGUGAACACUACUGAGUGUAUAUUGAUAAACUUAAGCAUUAUUUAUCUUCCAGUAUGCUAGUGCUGACAUAUUGGGUCAUGUGUUGUGACAUCAGUGCGUUGUUUCAGAACAUGUACAGCAGGGUAGAGUUGAGAACAGAGCUGGGAGAUACAGACUAUUUUCCUAAAAUCUCGAUCCGGCAGAGGAAAUAGCAACAGAAUAUAUGUGUGAUAAACCUGUAUAAAUUUCUGCAUGAUGAAUCGUGACUGCAUGAAAAUCUUCUCGAUUCAAAACUUGUCUUCAUACGUUUUCACGAUAUUCCAUGUGCUAAUUCCUAUAUUUGUAUUAUUGGAGAUCCAACUACUGAAAGAUUAAUAUAUUUGCUCAUGUUGUAAAUAUAUUAUCUUCGGUUGUUACUGUGCUGGAAUUGUGAUUUUGAAGUGCAUCCAAAUACUUAAUCUAAAUAUGCCAAUGUUUUUCAUAAUUGCACCAUAUUCACAAUAAUUGCUGCAAGGAAUUGAAUGGGUGUAAUGAAGGGGGAUAUAGUCAUGACUGGGGACGUUUACCGUAACAAUUCUUGUGAAAAGUUACAUGUUUUUAAUUCCUUGCAGACCAGUUUUACCAUUGUGAUUUUGUCUUCCCUUUCAGAAUCUUGUCACAAAAUGUACAGAAUUCGAAAUGAAAAUGUUUUAAUUUUUAUAAUGUAUGAGAGGAGCUUGUUUUCAAUCUCUUAGUCUCCCAUACAUACUUGAACCUGUUUUGGUGAAAGAGCUUCCAUAUUAUAUCUCCAUUAACUGAAGAAGUCACUUGUUGAUGUGCAAUACAGGGUUAUCUCCCUUUGUCUUCUGCUGCCUAUGAAUGCCAACUAUCUUGUAUGUAUGUAUAUAUAAGUAAAGUAGUGUUGGUUUUCAUGAUAUUUUGUCAAACAACAGCAUUUGAUAUUGAGAUAAUUUAUUAUGUCAAUACAUAAUGUGACCUUUUUGUUAUUGUGAAGCAAUUUUGUAAUAGAAAACCCUUUUUUAAGAAACCUUUACUUCAUAGAGAAGUAUGACUUGACAGUUGAUAAAAUAUAAAUUCACCUUCAAACAAUACUUGAAAUAUUUUCUGUUUGGUAAACAAUAUAUGAAACAGAUUGUAUUAUAUUAUGAGAAUCAGAAAUAUUCUAAAUUUUCAGAUGUCUCUUUUAAUCCAUGUCUGGGACAACUGUAAACAUUGUUUGUGGGAAGUGUUAUUUGUUGAAGGUAUCAUUUUGAAGGGAUUCAGUUAAAAAAUAUUGAAUUCUUAUAAAUAGACAAAUAUUUUCGACUGUGAUAGUUGCCUUAAUGAAUAAUAUAUUUUUAGCUUGCUGGGUUUUUUUGUGUCAGUUACCAAAUAUUUCAUAACUGAAGUAUAUUUCAGCCUUGUAAACAGUAGGAAUUCCUGUCAUUACCAAAGAAUUUCAAGUAAUAAGAAUGUGAAAAGGACACUUUUUAACCUGGAGUGUGAAGCAACAGAACUAUAAAAGAUAAAAUGGAUAUUGUUUCAUUUGCUUAAAACUGUUUAGCAUUUGGUUUGAAUCAAACCUUUUGUAAAACAUGCUUGGAUUAUUUUUGUAAAUUGUUGCAUUUCACAAUCCAUCAAAACAUUUUUUUGAUAAUGCAUGUUUGGCAUGAUGCAUGUUUUGAUAUAAUAGAAAAAAAAGUGCAAUGUACAAUAUUUAUGUCAUACAAGUUCUUCCAAAUUGCAAUGUCAUAUGUCUCGCAUAUUGGAUAAUGAUAUAAGAAAAUUACAAUAUCACUAUCAAAUUGCUUGCAUUGUGUUAGGUCUCCAUAAAAAUCUUUUCUCUCUCAUUUUUGGGUUUAAGAAUAUUAUUAAUAAUAAACAUUAUGGUUAUAUCACCUUAAGUUUAGAUUAUAUACAAAUACCUCAUGCUGCAAAUCAGAGGUCUUAUGGCCUUGAGCAAAAUGCAGCUACCUGCACUUGUUUUUGAAAAUCUGUUGAGUUCAGGGUUGCAAUUGUUCACUGAAAUGAGAAUCAAGAGAUUUUUGUGUGCAUCUUUAAAUAAUUCAGUUAUACCUGACAGUUCUUCCACACCUUGUUUGUAGAUGAAAUGUAAGAGACCACCAAAGUAUCUUGCAUGUUGAAUGAUACCCACACGUUGUAGUUGAUGUUAUCAACAUGAAUUAUUAUGAAAUAAAGUUACCUGAUUUUCACAAAUUA